Lotus japonicus is the source of this 759-nucleotide messenger RNA. RefSeq lists its product as uncharacterized. The record is from RefSeq and is a predicted model, not a curated record. Bases 70 to 390 code for a protein of 106 amino acids. NCBI's taxonomy places the organism in Eukaryota, Viridiplantae, Streptophyta, Magnoliopsida, Fabales, Fabaceae. The transcript is spliced from 3 exons.
UUCCUUGCUUCCCAAGGAGGAAGCCCUAUUUAUACAGCAUUCUAAGCCUCUAGCACUAAUAACGAAGUCAUGAUGAUGACAUGGUGUGACCAUUGUUGCAGGGAAACUCUAACUAGAUUUGAAGUGAUUGUCAUGUCUUGUGACUACUGUGGUAAGAUUCUAGCAGACUUGUAUCCACAGUAUCAAAACCCUAGAACAAUAGGGAGAGGGGAAAAGACUGAACAUGGGAAAAAGCUAAAGCUAAGUGAAGAAGACACAACUUCUAAUUCUAUGAGUUCUCAUAUAAAAGAAUGUAGGCAAGAAAUAUGUUCUGAGACAGGUCAUACAUCUCAUAAUAAGAAUUGCGUGCAACAAAUCGGUCUUCUGAUAGCAGCCUCUGAAGAUAAAUAAUACAAGCACCUGCAGCGAGGAGAUUAAUCACUAUUGUCGGUGGUGGAUACUUUUGGGUUUAGUGUUACUCACUAUAAUAUAGAUUAACUAUUUUGCUUGACAUUGUUUAGAGUAGGGUGACUCUUCCUAAAAAAGCUAAUAUUUGUUGCCAUAUGUAGGAUAGAGUUUACUCUCUUGUAUCUAGUUUUCUUGUACUCUUCUAUAAAGUCUUACUACAAGCCUACAUUCAAUUUUAUAAUCACUUAAGUUUUAGGAUUAUAACCAUUCUUGUUUUCGUAAUAUAAGGAUUGUGGAAGAAAAUAUGUCUUGUGAUUUAUUCUAUUCAUGAAUAAACUUCUUAUCAGAAAUGCAUUACACUUAAGGUUAAAA